AAAGACCAAAGCCAGAGAAAAUAAAUUAUAUUCAGGUUAGGAAAGUCUAUACUCUGCAGGCACUAUGAAAGGCUUUCUUUCUUUUACAGUCCUUGCAGUCCUUACACUGGUGCACAGCUGCCAAGCAGUCUACGUUCAGGAUGGAGACUUGAAAUUCUCUCUUGAGUCUGUGAAGAAGCUAAAGGAGCUUAUGGAUGAGAACAGAUACAUCAACCGUCGCAUGGUGGUUCCCAUGUCUAGCUAUUCUCCAUGUAAUGAAAAAGAUCUCCCUGAGGAGUUCCAAUCUGUGUGCAAAAGAGAAGAUGCAUCCAUGAUUUUUGAGAGGCUAAACCUGGCUGUCCAAGACCCUGAUUUAUGUGAAAUCUGUGCCAAUGCUGCCUGCGCUGGUUGCUUUUGAGUAAAGAUGAAACAAUUCAAAGAAGAUGUGUCAAGCUAGGAAGUUUGUGCAUUCAUACUGCAAGAUCGCAUACUUUCACAAAUCACUAUUUGGGCUCCAUCUCCAGUACAAUCAAACUGGAACUGCUAACUCAUGUAGACAUACCAGGACUAGUCCUGAAGUAGUCAGAUAAGGUGUCACCUGUAGUUCAGUUCUGGCUACAAGGAGACUCUAAACAUCAUCUGAGAGGUUUCAGUCCUGCAUGAGAUGUAUCACACUGGAACGAAAAUGUCCUAGGCACAGUUUCAUUAUCCAAUAUUUUGUCUGGAUUGGAACACAAUGAGUGAAAUUGAGCAGUCUCCUGCAGCUUUUUUAAUAUCUAAAUCUGCCUGUGGUUUGGCCUCACCCACACCUAACACCCCCACAGCAUUGGGUUAUCAUCUUUUCCAGCCCAUGGUUUCCAGUGUGUGGAUAACUGUAUCUCUACCUGUAGGUCUACAUGUGACAUGUAUGUUUGUAACAGAACUGCAGCAAGUAACUUGUCCCCAUGUUACUGGUGUUUAGCAACACUUUCAUAGCUAGAAAAUUCUCAGUCUGUUACUUGUAGAACCUUUUGCCAAUUUAGGGAAUGGAUGUGGAGGAGCACAGGAACACUUUCUGCAUAGUUGUAUGGAAGCUCCCUUCUUUUGACAGAUAUUCAUGUUCAUUAGGCUCCAUUUAGGAGAAAGGAAGUCCAAACUGCAAUGCUGGAAUCACUCUGAAAUUAAAAUAUUGCCUUGUGUUUUUAUUUAUUGGUGGCAAGAUUGGGAAGAAAGGAUCUGCCCAUGUUUAUAUGCUGUGUAUGAAAUAAAA
Molecule: messenger RNA, 1228 nt
Organism: Athene cunicularia (burrowing owl)
Lineage: Eukaryota; Metazoa; Chordata; Aves; Strigiformes; Strigidae
Gene: GUCA2A
Product: guanylate cyclase activator 2A
Exons: 3
Coding region: 65-397 (110 amino acids)
Cellular component (GO): extracellular region
Molecular function (GO): guanylate cyclase activator activity
Source: RefSeq, a predicted model, not a curated record